Messenger RNA from Hemisphaericaspora subhashii, 558 nucleotides. RefSeq lists its product as uncharacterized. NCBI's taxonomy places the organism in Eukaryota, Fungi, Ascomycota, Pichiomycetes, Serinales, Debaryomycetaceae. The transcript is spliced from 2 exons. The record is from RefSeq and is a predicted model, not a curated record. Bases 1 to 558 code for a protein of 185 amino acids.
AUGGCUGCAAAUUGGGAUGAUUUAAGAAUCUUUGAAUUGAAAUCAGUUAAAUUGUCAGGUCAAAUAAAGGCACAUGAUGCCUCAUUCUCAAAUUCACCCUCUGGUUACCCAAGACCACAAGAACAACUAGAAUAUUCAUUGCAUAUGGAUCAAUUAGUAAACCGAAUGAAACCACAACCUGGACCAUCACAAUUGCUGCAGGAACAAGAACUAGAAAUGGGCGAAGAAGAGAAAGAAAUGCUUAAAGAUAUGGCAUCUCAAAUCAAUCAUUUCCAAAAUUUGCUUUCUGUAGAUACAGCAUCUAUAAACCGUAUACCAUCCUCCGUACAUUUCCAUGACGGAUACUCAAAUGAUAAUUUACUUCAACGUAAUAUGACUGGCCCAGCACAAAUGAUGUUACAACCAAAUAUGACAGGACCUAAUCAAAUGGCCCAAUAUAUUAAUAGAAAUACUAAUAGUCCUUUACCCUUAAGAGCAAAUGUUACAGGACCGGUGGAUAUGGAGAGGGCUUUUGUUCCUGGUUCUGGUCAAGAGCAAUCACAAGACCAACAGCAAUAG